AUGGCAAACGUUGCUACAGAAAACACGGAGCUGGCUUUUGUGGAGAGCCACGUGAACUCCUCGUUGUUCCGCCCGUGUCACUGCGCCGGGCAAAGCGCCCUCCGCCCCCGUUCCAAAUGCAACAAGAACUCGGGCUCCGGCUUUGCUUCGUAUUUGAUAAACUCAUUUAAUCAAACCCGUUACGGACACGUGCGGUUCUGUGGGGAAUCGGCUCAGCCCGAGCGCUGCCGGGGCGGCUCCUCCGCUCGGAUUCUCCGGUUUCGCUUUGAGAGCCCCCAGGCCGCCCCGCGCUUCAUGUCCUCGGCUGGAGACGUUCGAGCCGGCAGACGGCAGCGCGGAGCGGCCCGGGCCGCGAUGCCGCUCGCCGUGCGUGCUGGAACCGCCCCAAAUUCCCACUUCCCGUUCUCCGUCCUUCUUCCCCAGGGGAGCGCGGAGCGCCGCGGAGCGUCCUUGUGCCCUCGUGAGAACCGGCGGUGCAGCGAACGGGAGUCGUUCCCCCGGCCGGUCACCUCAGGUGUGCUUUUACCUCUUGCCGCAGAUUUUAAGGAUAACCUAAGCAAAGUGUACGAAGCUGUCGAAGAGGCGGACUUCCUGGCCAUUGAUGGGGAGUUCUCAGGGAUCAGCGAUGGGCCUUCUGUUAGUGCAUUAACCAAUGGCUUUGACACACCAGAAGAACGGUAUCAGAAACUUAAAAAGCAUUCCAUGGAUUUGCUCUUUCAGUUUGGCCUUUGCACUUUUAAAUAUGACCACACAGAAGAGAAGUAUAUUAUGAAGUCAUUUAAUUUCUAUAUUUUUCCAAAACCCUUUAACAGAAGUUCACCGGAUGUCAAGUUUGUCUGUCAGAGUUCAAGCAUAGAUUUUUUAGCAAACCAAGGAUUUGAUUUUAACAAAGUUUUUCGUAAUGGAAUUCCGUAUUUAAAUCAGGAAGAGGAAAGACAGUUAAGAGAACAGUAUGAUGAAAAGCGUUCUCAGGCCAAUGGUGCAGGAUCUCUCUCCUAUAUUUCUCCUAAUGCCACAAAAUGUCCUGUUGCAAUUCCUGAAGAUCAGAAAAAAUUCAUUGAUAAAAUAGUAGAACAAAUAGAAGAAUUUUUAAAGAAUAACGAAAAUGAAAGUUUGGAACUGGAGCCAUGUACAGGGUUUCAGAGGAAACUAAUUUACCAGACCUUGAGCUGGAAGUAUCCAAAAGGUAUCCACGUUGAAACCCUAGAGUCAGAUAAGAAGGAGAGAUAUAUUGUUAUUAGUAAGGUAGAUGAAGAAGAACGAAAAAGAAGAGAACAGCAGAAACAAGCAAAGGAACAGGAAGAACUGAAUGAUGCAGUAGGAUUUUCCAGAGUUGUUCAUGCCAUUGCAAAUUCUGGCAAACUUGUUAUUGGGCACAACAUGCUGCUAGAUGUUAUGCAUACUAUACAUCAGUUCUAUUGUCCUCUACCUGAUGACCUAAGUGAAUUCAAAGAAGUAACGUCAUGUGUCUUUCCCCGGCUAUUGGAUACUAAACUGAUGGCAAGUACGCAACCUUUUAAGGACAUCAUUAAUAAUACAUCCCUUGCAGAACUGGAAAAGCGUUUAAAAGAGGUUCCGUUCAGCCCUCCUAAAGUUGAAAGUGCAGAAGGGUUUCCAAGUUAUGACACAGCUUCUGAACAACUUCAUGAAGCGGGAUAUGAUGCUUACAUUACUGGACUGUGUUUCAUCUCCAUGGCUAACUUUCUAGGUUCGUUUCUUAGUCCUCCGAAAAAUCAUGUGUCUGCUAGAUCAAAACUCAUCGAACCUUUUUUUAACAAGCUAUUUCUUAUGAGAGUAAUGGACAUACCAUAUCUGAAUUUGCAAGGACCAGACUUGCAGCCAAAACGAGAUCAUGUUCUUCAUGUCACUUUUCCCAAAGAGUGGAAGACUAGUGACCUUUACCAGCUUUUUAGUGCCUUUGGUAACAUUCAGGUUUCAUGGAUUGAUGAUACAUCAGCAUUUGUAUCAUUGAGCCAGCCAGAACAAGUACAAAUAGCUGUGAACACCAGCAGAUAUGCUGAAAGUUACAGGAUCCAGACAUACGCAGAAUAUGUUGAAAAAAAACAUGAAGAAAAGCGAGCAAAGAGAAAAUGUACGGAAGAUAGUUGGAAAGAGAUGGAGAGAAAACGGUUGAAAACUCAAGGUGCACCUUACAUUUCCCAGAGUCGAUACCACUGUGUUAACAGUUUUACAGGUACCAGUAUAGUGGGAAAGAGAAGUAUGAGUCCUAUUCAGGAAGAAACUGGUUCUGACAAUUUGGAAGAGGAAGGGGUUCCAGAAGAUCAGACAAACUCCAAUGCAGAGUCACCUCCAGAUGUUAAGAAGAAAGCCAAAAGGUUCAAAAAAAUCAAGAGAGAACAAGUUUCAGCAGGAAGCCUCACAAGUAAUUCCACUGAAAUUUUUGAAGUCCCUGAAACAUGGUAGGAAAUAACUGCCUUAACAAGUGGAAUUGAUUGAAAGCAGUUGUGAGAACACACCUCCUGGAAGCCAUAAUUUAUUUAACUGAAGUGGUGUUAACAAAUCAGUAUGUGUCCUGAAAACCAGUUUAAUUAUUUUAAGCUGUUUACCGAACAAUCACUGUCAAUUUUACUUGUGUGUAUAUUGACUAGUAUAUGAUCUUGUUGUUGAUCAAGUGAAAUCCUUGCUGUUAUUAUGUUAGGUUUAAGAAGCAAGACUAAGUGUAUUUCAGUCAUCCACUUUGGCACGUUGGCUAUGAAAUGUACAAAAAGACCCGGCAGUCUAUGAUUUUGUGCUAGACUUUCCUGUGCUUGAGGGGAGUUACCACAAAUCUCCUAAUCUUUAGAUAUUUUUUCAGGCAACAUCAGAGUGCUGUCAGAACUCUUGAUACAGGUAGAACUGCAGUUUCACAUAUUGCUUUUUACCUGUUACUAUCCAGAAAUCAUUUUUUAGUUUUCCAUUCUUUACUUCACCUCCAGUGCAGCCAGUCUUCAUCUGAAUAGCAACUUUACAGAUACCCUUUUCCAAAAAUAUAAUUUAUGUGCUCCUUAAAUAUUAAUUUCUUGGUGGGAGGUAGUUUUUUCUUUGUUUUCACCUCUGCUGCUGUUUUCACCCUUAAGUCCCUAUCUAUUUCUUCCCUGCUUCUUCCCCAUCUUGUGGGGUUUUUGUUAAAAAUGUUUUUUGGUACCUGUGACAAACCUGCUAACUGUACCAGCCCUCUAUUUGUUUAAAAAAGAUCUGCAUUGGUAGAUUUCAGAAAAUGUUUGAUAUUUAACAUUUUUGUAUCAUGGAAAUAAAAACAAAAGAUGUAUUUCCAUAAAAUGAAAAUUAAAGAAAUUUUCUUAGGAAGUGGUUUGCUUUUAUGUAUUGGCUCCUGAAAUAUAUUUUUUGUGCUCUUAUUUUGCUCUUCAUAAUACUAUUUUUAAAAAUUAUUUUAAAUCUCCAUACAGUUUUCAGUCUAUGUCUGGCAGACCCUCUGGGUCUAUGGACUGACUACUUUCAAGAUAUUUGUGAAAUAUAAUGAAGAAAAGCCAAGUCUAUUGAAAAAAGCUUGUUAUGCAUUUCCCUUGGAAAAAAGAAUGAGGGUUCUGCAAAUCAGCAAGUUGAAAACCAUUUCUAUGGAAAAGUGGAAUAUUAAGAAAGUUACAUCAGAUUGUACUUACAUCACAGUGUGAACCAUUGUCAUUUUAACAGUGCAGCAACCUGCUUGAAGGUAUGCCAAAAUUUGUGGGUUUUUAAGUGAUUACAAGAACUAUCUCGAAUCUUGAAUUUGUUUUGCAAAAGGGAAAAGGAUUUAAAUCCCUCAAAUGUGAAAUGUCUUAUUUCUAAUCUCGGAAUACUGCUGGAAGUAGUGCACCUAAGGUUUGUUGUUACUGUUGGUUUGUUUAGUAGCAGCCAUAGCAUCAUAUUAUUGCACUGAAACGUGGGACAGAAGACAGUGUUAUUAGUGAUGCUAGGGGAAAUUAUCAACAGAACUCUUCUGAUCCAGAGCAUAUGUAGCCGCAUGGGAACUUGUCUUCAUUUCAUUACAAUAUGGAAGCUUAAAUCCUUUCCAGAUUAUUAUUUUUGUACAAAGAGUAGGCUGGGUGUAUAUUUCUCUAAGCUACUGUAUCCACUAUUUCCAGUCUUCUUCCCACUCUGAAUUUUGGAGAGCAGGAUGUCAUUUAUCUCCAGCUGUACUUAGUACCUCUUAGGGAAAUAAUGCUGGUUUGUUUUCUAGUCCUUGUGUAGCCUUUGAUUUUACCAGAUAAUACCUACUUACACUAAUAAAGUGAGAUGGGAUUGGGACUGUGAUAUCACUAGCACUAAUUUGGGUGGAGAGUUGUCAGGGUAGAUGCUGCUGUAAAGAGGAAAUGACCCCCCUGAUAUUUGCAUCAGAACUUGUUAUGCUGUGGCUUUUGUGCACCUCACUAUAAAUCAAAGCACUAAUUCUAGCAGAGGAGAAAUGUGGCUUCCUAAAUUUGAUGCACAUUUGCUUCCUGAUGUAAGUUUAAAAUAUGUGCCUGCAGUCUGCACCUUUACAGCUUUUAUUCCCAGAACACAAAGUUGUCAUCACCAGUCUGCGGCCGCAGCGUUCCUCAGGCUGUGAUCUCCGGGCUGUGCGCUGUCUGUGACAGGAGGGUCGGGCACCUGGGGUUGGGGCGCUGUGUGGG
Messenger RNA from Meleagris gallopavo (turkey), 4610 nucleotides. Lineage: Eukaryota; Metazoa; Chordata; Aves; Galliformes; Phasianidae. The record is from RefSeq and is a predicted model, not a curated record.